UUCUGAAAGCGCAAUUAUGGGAGAUGAAUUGGAGUAUUUCAUGCAUACAGAAGAUGAAAGACUGAAAUCUUUCAAGAAAUGGCCAUUUAAGACAGGAAGUUGUUCUCCAGCUAAGAUGGCUGCUGCUGGGUUCUACCAUUGCCCAACUAAAGAAGCACCAGACGCCUGUAAAUGCUUUGUAUGUUUCAAGGAACUGGAAGGAUGGGAGAGAAAUGAUAAUCCAUGGGAUGAGCACAGGAAGCAUUCUUCAUCAUGCAUAUUUCUAAACUUGGACAAACCAGUUGAAAAAUUCACCAUGGAGGAAUUUAUUCGCUUGUUAAUGCAGAUCCAGAAGAAUCAAAUGAUAAGAAAGUUUGCUGCUCUGAAGAAGGAAGUAGAAGAAAGUGCUGCAAGUGUCGAAGCAACAUUGGAGGCAUUCCGUUCCUAACUGCCUUGUUUUUCUUUCUUUGUAUAAUUUUUAAAUCAUUCUGAAAUAAACCAUGAUAGAGGCUAUGAAGUGAAAAAAAUACAAACACUUCAUACUGUUUCAAAUCAAAGAUCCGAUAUGAAAGGUAGUUGAUUGCAAUGUUUGAAGAUUUUUUGGACCAUUUAUUUAUUUAUUUUUUUUUUUUUUUGGUAAUAUUA
Molecule: messenger RNA, 624 nt
Organism: Ylistrum balloti
Lineage: Eukaryota; Metazoa; Mollusca; Bivalvia; Pectinida; Pectinidae
Product: baculoviral IAP repeat-containing protein 5-like
Exons: 4
Coding region: 17-427 (136 amino acids)
Source: RefSeq, a predicted model, not a curated record